Messenger RNA from Ustilaginoidea virens, 1806 nucleotides. RefSeq lists its product as uncharacterized. The record is from RefSeq and is a predicted model, not a curated record. Lineage: Eukaryota; Fungi; Ascomycota; Sordariomycetes; Hypocreales; Clavicipitaceae. Bases 1 to 1806 code for a protein of 601 amino acids. The transcript has 3 exons.
AUGCGGUUUUCUUCUUUCACGCGAGGCCAUCGCGGUUCUGGCAUUGGUGGUACCGCUGCCACCAUUCUCGGUAUCCUGGAGCUCUUGAUAUCGCUACACGCUGAAGAAGCUACCGCUGAGCAACCUGCGCCUGCCUCUUCACAGGCAUACGAUCUUGGCCAUCUGGGCCGGUAUCCUGUCCAACACUUCAAAUCAUUCGAGCACAUUGCUCCAAGACCAAACAUGAUACGCCAAGAUGAUCGGUGCUCCAGGAGUCUACUUACUUUCCUCUCGCCCCAUGGCUCUGCUGAGCAGGCAAUACAACCUCAAGCCACCAUAUUGGACCACAACGGCCGUCUGAUCUGGACUUCGGGUUGGGACAAGAAGCAGAUCUAUAACCUAAUGGCGCAAGAAUACAAAGGGCGCAAGUACAUUACUUUUUGGGCAGGCAAAACUGUGGUUGGAGGUCAUGGUGCCGGUUCUUAUUACAUGCUGGAUGAGACGUACAACAUGACGCGACGGAUCCAGGCGAAAAAUGGUCUCAAGGGCGAUUUUCACGAGUUCCGAAUCACCCCAGAAGGCACCGCUUUGAUCACGGUAUACGAUGUGCAGGAGGCUGACCUGUCUGGCUUCGGAAAGGAGAGGGGCCCUAUCCGGGACAGUGUGUUUCAAGAAAUCGACAUUGAAACCGGCCAACUGGUGUUUGAAUGGCGGGCCAGCAAACAUGUGAGUAUUGCCGACACACAUCGUGACAUCGGUGAAGAAGGCGAGCCCAACGGUAAGCCAUUCGACUGGUUCCACAUCAGCAGCGUGGACAAGGACGCUCAGGGGAACUACUUGAUUUCGAGCGCACAUCUGCACAGCAUCUUCUGCAUCAGCGGGCAAAACGGAGAGGUCAUCUGGACCCUGGGCGGCAAGGGAAACAACUUCAAGGACCUGUCCGGUGGCAAAGCGACCAACUUUGCAUUCCAGCACGACGCCCGCUGGGACAACAACUACAGCGAGCUUACGCUCUUCGACAACAGCCGCGAAGCGCACCCACGGGGCGUUCGUCUCCGGGUUGACACAGACGUCAUGGGCGUAGAGCUGAUCACCGAAUACGCAAGCCCGACCCAUGCGCCGGCUGCAUCACCAGGCUCGCUGCAGAACCUCCCCAACGGAAAUGUACUAGUUGGAUACGGCUCGUCCGGCUCCUUUGCGGAAUUUACGCGCGACGGCAAGGUUCUCUGCGAGACGCAUUUCGGACCGCAGAGCCGCUCCGGCACGAGCGCCAUCCGGUCGUACCGCGUUCUCAAAUUUGCCUGGCACUCGGCCCCAGAGACGCAGCCCGAUCUCACCACCUCCCAAGACGACGCUUCGGUGUGGAGAGCAUACGCCAGCUGGCACGGGUCGACGGAGGUCUCUGACUGGGUCCUGCAGGGGAGCAGCGACCCGGCCGUGGGGAAAUGGAAAACGCUGGCGAGCAAAGCCAAGGAUGGCUUCGAGGCGGAUUUUUUGCUGGAAGCCGACCAUUCGAAAUAUAUCAGGGUUGUGGCGAUGGACUCGAGGGGCAACGCACUUUCCACGAGCGAGCCAGCGGAGACGAGAAUGGACAUUCAGAUGCACAAGGUAGACGGGUCCAGAGCAGCCUUUGAGUAUAGAAACGCACGGGCGCGGGCGUGGCUGGCCGGCUUGGCCACGGGCUGGGGCAUCGCCACGCUUGCUCUCGUUUUCCGACACGCACUCGAAGCGUGGUUUACGCGUCGUCGACGGAUGGUCGGGCAUGCCGUUGCGAAGGGCGAGAAGGAAGACGCAAGGGGACCAGACGCACCCCCUUUGCCGUGUUGA